Hippocampus zosterae (dwarf seahorse) is the source of this 2273-nucleotide messenger RNA. It is a transcript of the gene nog1, whose product is annotated as noggin 1. Bases 744 to 1424 code for a protein of 226 amino acids. Gene Ontology annotation, biological process: negative regulation of BMP signaling pathway; negative regulation of cell differentiation; osteoblast differentiation. Lineage: Eukaryota; Metazoa; Chordata; Actinopteri; Syngnathiformes; Syngnathidae. The transcript has a single exon. The record is from RefSeq and is a predicted model, not a curated record.
ACAAAAUACAGUAUAUUGCAAUAUUGGGGCAGAAAUCCAAUAUGUGAAUGCGGAGGGCCGUUGUAAAUGAGGCUCAUUCAAAAAAAAACCUAAAAUAUUCGUGACAAAGUGUGGAUAAAAUCACCCGUAUGCGUUUCCUUAUUAAAAGACAGCACCUUUUUGUUGCUUUGGGUGGAGUCUGGAACGGAUGAAUUUCUUUCAUCCGUUCAAUGCAUUUUGACGAGUUGAGAUGCUUUGCGUUACAAUGGUGGCCAUGGAACCAAUUCAAAUGAAUUGCGCACUCUGCUCCGUCACGCGCGAAGCCGCGUACUACCGUUUUUCUCCAGAGCUCGCAAACUGGAGCCGAAGAAUCCAGCACGUGUCGCACACAAGCUCUCAGGCGCCACAAGAAGGAUUUACGCAGCUUAAAAGGCCUGACCAACGGUAGACGGAUGCGCCCCUCGUUCCCAUUCUGGAAAAGCUACAGGGGGCGCGACGACGCCCCACGCCCACCAAAGGAGGAGGUGUCGGGAUGUCCUCCUCCUCGUCGUUCUCCUCCUCCUCCUCCUCCUCGUCGUCGUGCCUCAGACAACAAGCGCGCAUUGACCACGCGACCGUCCAGUGACAUCACGCGCACCCCCUAGCAUAAAAAGGGCCCUUCGGCAGCCGGGACGGACGGAAAAACGCAACGGGCCCGCGAGGAGGCGUCCGCUCGCUCAGCAUGGACGCCUCUCACGCGUAAUUGCGCAUCGGCCCGCGUCGACAUGGACGGUAACCUGGGAGCCGUGUGCGCGCUGCUGCUCGUGUCCGUCGGGCUGCUGGCGGAGCGCGCCGGCUGCCAGCACUACUUCCUGCUGCGGCCCGUGCCGAGCGACAGUCUCCCGCUGGUGGACUUGAGGGAAGACCCGGACCCCGCGCUGGACCCCCGGGAGCGGGACCUCAACGAGACUGAGCUGCGGGGGCUCCUGGGGGACUUCGACGGCCGCUUUCUGGCGCUGUCGCCGCCGCCGCCUUUGCAGCAGGCGUCGGAGGAGGAGGCCAAGUCGGCCGAGCUGCCGGAGAUCGAUGACGAGACGCGGCAGAAGCUGCCCAAGGAGAUCCGCGCGCUGGACUUGGACGCGCAGCUGCCGGGGAGGCGUCACAAGGGCGGCAAGAAGCUGAAGCGACGCUUGCAGCAGUGGCUCUGGGCUUACUCCUUCUGUCCGGUCAUGCACUCCUGGAGCGACCUGGGCGUGCGCUUCUGGCCGCGCUACGUGCGCACGGGCAGCUGCCCGGCCAAGCGCUCGUGCUCGCUCCCGGAGGGGAUGACGUGCAAACCCGCCGCGUCUGCUCACCUCCACCUGCUCAGGUGGAGGUGCGCGCGCAGGAAGGCGGGGCUCAAGUGCGCCUGGAUCCCCGUCCGCUACCCCGUCAUCACCGACUGCAAGUGCGCGUGCGCCGCAUAAAACUGCCAUCGCGUUACGUCGGGAUGGACGCCACAAAGACACGCAGGCGCCAUGCUCGCUUUCGGGGCUCCUGCAAGUGCUGAUUGGCAACAUGAAGGACCGCGGAUCAAGUUCAGGAUGCCAGCUCAACUCUUUGAGAGGACUGUUUCAAUAUUCUCGACACGCUGUGUUACCGUUCACCUCAAAUAAAGAUGUACUGCUGCACCUGAUGGAACUGCAGUGCCCCGCGCCCACUUCUCGCGGGGAAAUAGUGAAAAUCCAUCAAUAAUUGACACUCGUUUUCAUUGCAUUGAGGAAAAUUAAAUUUUGACAGCAUAUUCUGAAAUUAAGUGUCCCAGAUUAAAAGAUGACAAGAAAAAUGGGCAGCAGACACACCUUACUUAAAACAAGUCUGUAAAAAAAAAAGACAGUUACGUGAUGUUGUACUUACAAUUGCAAAUAGAUUUGAACGAGACAAGAUAUGACGGCAUUAAUCAUUAAAAAGCAAGUGCAGUUUCGCACAAUUUGUUGAACUGCAGGCUGAGAUCCCCCCCCCCCCCCCCCGCACCCUUCAAGUGCUUCUCAUGUUGACUUGGAACACACAGAAUUGUUUGUUUGCUUAGCACAAGGUAAACUGCUGCCAUUUUUUUCCAGUAUGUGGAAAAUUGGGGCCAUUCCUGCAUGGUGUCCAAUACACAUGUCGUGUGUCACGCAGUAUCAUUUGGAGCCAGAGAGGACUUGGUUGCUGGACUCCAGCCUGUAAAUGUUUUUGACAGAGGUGCAUUAUGGGUGACCAGCAUCCAUCUUGUAAAUUAAGGAUUUUUGGUUUUGGGGUGCUAUUUAUUCUUGCAAUAAAAGGACUGACAUGAU